Dioszegia hungarica is the source of this 741-nucleotide messenger RNA. RefSeq lists its product as uncharacterized. The transcript has a single exon. Bases 1 to 741 code for a protein of 246 amino acids. The record is from RefSeq and is a predicted model, not a curated record. NCBI's taxonomy places the organism in Eukaryota, Fungi, Basidiomycota, Tremellomycetes, Tremellales, Bulleribasidiaceae.
AUGUCCACCUCCAUCCCGUCCGGAACCUCCCGAUGGCCAGUCUCUCCCCUUCCUCCUCGCCAUACCUCCUGGCCCUACACUCCCUCGGACUUUCGGCGAUCGGACGAGUCACCAGACACCAACUUCUACGGUCCCGCGCGCUUUGUCACUCACAUCGAUGAUAAUGCCAUCGCGACACUGCGGAGCUACUACGGGGAGGUACUGCCAAAGCAGGGGAGGGUGCUGGAUCUCUGCUCCAGCUGGAUCAGCCAUUUCCCUCCUGAGCUAGAAGCGGCGGCCAAGACUAGAGGAGAGAGAGGCGGUCUCGAGGUGAUCGGUAUGGGGAUGAAUCAAGCCGAGCUCGCUGCCAACCCCAUCCUAUCCUCAUCACACCUCGUCGAUCUCAACGCGGACCCCACGCUCCCCUCCCCCGUCACAGAUCUAGACGCUACAGUCUGUGUCGUCUCCAUCGACUACCUCACACAACCCCUAACUGUUCUCCAGGGCAUCCUCGCGGCGUCCAAGCCGGGCGCAACGGUCCACCUCAUCCUCAGUAAUCGGUGCUUCCCCACAAAGGCGGUUGGGCGGUGGUUGCGUAUCAGCGAGGAGGAGAGGGUCAAGAUGGUGGGGGACUAUCUACAUUUUAGCGGGUGGAAAGAGAUCGAGGUGGUAACGCUGGUGGCGCCUGGAUCGGGAAGGACCUGGAUCGGGGGAGGGAGUGACCCGUUGUGGGUGGUCAGGGGUCGAAAGGGAGAAGCAUGA